AUGGCGACGCGCGAGGAGUGGAGCAUGUCCGACUUCGAGAUCGGCAAGUACAUCGGCGAGGGCAAGUUCGGCAAGGUGUACCUCGCCCGCGAGAAGCAGAGCGGGUACGUGGUGGCGCUGAAGGUGAUAUUCAAGGUGAAGCUGGAGAAGUACCGCUUCCACGCGCACCUGCGGAGGGAGAUCGAGAUCCAGCGCGACCUCGACCACCCCAACGUGCUCCGCCUCUUCGCCUGGUUCCACGACGAAGAGAAAGUCGUCCUCGUCCUCGAGUACGCGGCCCGUGGCGAGCUCUACAAGGUCCUUCGCGCCGCUGGCCGCUUCGACGAGCGCACGGCCGCCACAUAUGUCGCGAGCCUUGCUGGUGCACUGGCAUACUGCCACAAGAAGGGAAUCAUACAUAGGGACAUCAAGCCUGAGAAUUUGCUGCUCGAUCUCGAGGGCCGGCUUAAAAUUGCAGAUUUUGGAUGGGCAGCUCGCUCGAAUGCUAAACGACACACACUCUGCGGCACAAUCGACUAUCUGGCACCAGAGAUGGUAGAGAAGAAAGCUCAUGACCAUGCCGUGGACAACUGGACCCUGGGAAUCCUGUGCUACGAGUUCUUGUAUGGUUCACCUCCUUUUGAAGCCGACGAACAGUAUGAUACCUUGAGAAGGAUAGUUACGGUGGAUUGGGCGUUCCCUUCAACUCCUCGUGUGUCUUCAGAGGCGAAGGAUCUCAUUUCCAAGCUGCUAGUUAAGGAUUCAAGCAAGAGGCUUUGUCUUGAAGACAUCAUAAAGCACCCGUGGAUCCAAAAGAAUGCAGAACCUUCAGGGAGUUGCAUCAAGCACAAAGAUGUAACAAGAGCAAAGUGCUUGCGAGCUCUGGACGCCAUAUCUUUGGAAUGCCCUGACCAGUGCCUCAGACGGGGGGUGGCAGCUGCUGUGCUGCAGUUCUUCGACUUCUUUUCGACGAACAAGCAGAAAGUGGCGCUCCAGAUCGUCUCGAACAUCUUCACCGAUUAUGAUGAAGUGAAUGCGCCUAAGGCCAUGGAGGCUGUGCCUGCACUGUGCAACCUCCUGCAGUAUUCUGAUAGGAUGAUUCUCGAAUCCGCUAUUUCAUGCUUGGCAUUGGUUGCUGCUGGUGCUUCUGGAAAUGCUAAACACAUGAGUAAGCUCUGUGAAUCGAAUGUGGUCGAGGUAACAAUGACCUUGAUGGAUAAUGAGGGGUGGAAGAGCCUCAGUGAUGCCACCUUAACUGGCAUCCUGGGGCUGCUUAAAAGUCUUGUUGCUGUCUCCGCAAAGGCUGUGAAGUCUCUUUUUGAGUUUAAUUUUUGUGAAUUGCUCAAGCAGAUGAUAACUUAUUACAGUUACUUGCACCAUGAUAGUGAUAAGGUCCAGAUUCUUGUGGAGCUCAUUUACCAGCUUAUGCCACCUCUUGAAACCUCUGGUCAACAUGCUAAACUAGUCACUGCAAAGAGGAAACUCAUUAUGAGACAAAGUCGAUACAUGAACCAGCUUGCUAGCAUCGUCGCCCUUAUAGUACAGGUUGCAAAAUCUGCUGCGCUAUCAUCAAUUUGCUACAGAUGUGUUGUUGUCAUUGGCAAGAUUGUUGAAUUAAGCACACCUAAUUUCCUAAUGGAGUUACAGAAGACUGUAAAUCUCUCAAGCUUUCUUAAUUGUUUGUUGGCCCGGAAAAACCAACACAUCUUAUUCGAAACACUCAAGAUUUCAAGGACCCUUUUGGAAAAAGACCAGCGCUUUUCCUUGGAGACCUUGACCAAGGAGGGUGUAAAGCAUGCAAUUGAGUAUAUAGUAUCACAAUCAAAAAACAUCAGUCACCAGUCAGAAAGAAACAACAGCGUGAAAGAAAGUUGCCUUUGCUUUGACCUGGAAUCUUCCUCGACUGUUGAGGCAUGCAGCAUUGAGAAUGAUGCUGUCAUGGAACUAGCAGAAGAGAUAAAGAAAAACUUCUUCUCGGUAAAACGGAGCAAAAAAUCUCCACAUAGGUUUGGAUUUACUCUCAAAAGUGUCAGGGACUUUUUUGCUAGGUUGAAUGUAUAUGCCUUGACACACCCUGCUGAAAAUCCUGAUAGCUGCAAGCAGUUGUCUGAUCUUUCAAGGAGCUUAUUAUCAGAUGAACUGCUAGUUACUUCCACUUUUGAGUUUGUGCAGAGUGGGUCUAUCAAAUGUUUUGCAGUUUAUCUCUCAAACGGGGCAUACUGCAAUGCAGACCUCAAUGAUGGACCUGUACUUGAGCAGCUUAGUAAGGUGCAGAGUCAGCUGCAGAAAUUUGCUAAUUUGGCUCUCACCCUCUCCAAUGAAAGUUCAGCAAAUCCACUUGGGAUUUUGGUGGAGAAGCUGCUAGACACUUUGCACAUGUGCUAUGACAGUUUUCCUGUAAUGCUAUCUGAUGAACAGAUUUCACGAGAGAGCAUGAUGAUUCCGCUGAGAUAUCCUGAGGCCCAGAAACCAACGUCAUUGGAAUUAAAAUUUCGGAGGUCGCAGAAGGAGAGAGAAUUACGCAACUACAAUGGUGUUCUUAGUGUCGACCUUUUCUCAACACCUGAUACCACUGAGCCAAUUCUAUUUCGUGAGGUCUUUAGAAGAACUGAUCAGGAACCUGCAUCCAAGAAUUCCAAUCAAGAGAAAGGAGCAAAUGGGAGCAGAAAAUCAGUAGAGUCCAAAAAUGAUGAUGGGAACACAUCCUCAAGACUGAGAUUCUUGUACAAUGGCGUGACACUCCAACCAUCUGUUACAUUUUUUGAGUCGAUCCUUCGUCUGAUGAACAAGGGACAAUCUGAUCUCUUGAUCGACCCAUCUUUCUGGGAAGAAGAACACAACAUAACCUAUAGGAAAAGAAACAAAAGCAAGGAGAUCUCUUCUCAGAGUUCCUACUAUACUCAGUUAUCGUACGUGCAAGAAAACCUUCAACGCGCAUGGUCAAAGGACCCUUUUUUCACUGCCCUACUUCAUGGCAAACUUCCUGGUGAUCUGGAUGUGUCUGAUCUGUCAUACAAUCUUUUAUUCAUGCUGAAAGUUCUUGAAGGGCUGAACCGUUUUUCAUACCAACUGUUGAUGGAUGAACAGAUAAACAAAUUUGCUGAAGGAACUCUACAAGAUAUGGAUCUUGAGGUGGCAAGAUAUGCAGUUCCAAGACAUCAGUUCAUCAGUAGCCUUCUCGCAAAUAAGCUAGAGGUGCAAAUGCAAGAUGCCUUGUUUGAGGAUGGCCUCAUACCCUCAUGGUGUGUCUAUCUGGUUGAGACCUGCCCAUUCCUGUUGUCCUUCGACACACGGUGGAAGUACUUCUGCCUGACUGUGCAUCGCUCAUUCAUUCCGGACCAAGUUAACAGUUCUCCAGAACAGGUUCACAAUAUUUUAAACCAAGUUACUGGUCACUCGGACCAGGUUAAGAGUCCUCCACAAAGUAAAAGGUACAGGGUAGCCCGAAGUGCUAUCCUUGAAGGUGCUGUAUCAGUGAUGACCAGUCAUGGCUCAAGCAGUAGGAUCAUUGAGGUGGAGUUCGAAGGAGAGGUUGGGACUGGGCGAGGUCCAUCAUUUGAAUUCUACACUACAGCUAGUCAUGAACUUCAAAGGACCGGGCUUGGAAUGUGGAGAGGAGACAGUGGUGAACAUGGAUUCAUUCAUGCUCCUUUUGGACUAUUUCCAAAGCCGUGGUCAUCAUCAGGCACUUCAUCACAAGGAGUUGAUUUUACUAAUAUGCUACAAAAAUUCAAGCUUUUAGGGAAUCUUGUAGCGAGAGCAGUUCUAGAUGGAAGGAUCCUGGAUAUUCCACUUUCUAAAGCAUUUUACAAGGUCAUGCUUGAGCAGGAGCUCGAUAUAUAUGACAUCCCACUGUUUGAUCCUGAGCUGGGCAAGACAGUAAUAGAGUUUCAAGCACUUGUUAGCAGGAAGAAAUUUUUGGAAACCUCUUCCAGAGCAUCUAACCCUAAGGCUGAUUUGUCCUUUAAAAACGUGAAAUUGGAGGAUUUGUGCCUUGACUUCACUCUUCCUGGAAAUCCUGAAUAUGAACUUGUUACUGGAAGCUCAGAGAAGUUAGUAACACUUGACAGUUUAGAUGAAUAUGUAUCUUUGGUUGUUGAUGCAACACUGAAGAGCGGGAUUGCCAAGCAGAUCGAGGCUUUCAAGUCUGGAAUUAAUGAGGUUUUUGCUCUUAAGGCCCUCAAAAUGUUUACAGAGGAGGAAAUGGAACGCAUACUAUGUGGUGAACAGGAUGCUUGGGCUUUAAAGAACCUUGAGGAUCACAUGGAGUUUGAGCAUGGCUACGAUAUGAGAAGUCAACCGAUUAUUAUUUUCCUGGAGAUAUUGCGAGAGUUUGGAAGAGAGGAUCAGCGGGCUUUCAUACAAUUCAGUACUGGAGCCCCUCAGCUCCCGCUUGGUGGCCUAGCUUCGCUUGAUCCCAAGCUCAAUGUCGUACGCAAGCAAUGCGAUGGCAAUGUAGACGACGAAUUGCCAAGUGUCAAUACCUGCCGGCACUUUAUCAAGCUCCCUCCUUACUCCUCGAAGGAGAUAAUGAGAACGAAGCUCAAAUAUGCCAUUACAGAGGGUCUAGGCUCCUUCCACUUAUCAUGA
This is a messenger RNA of Miscanthus lutarioriparius, 4569 nucleotides long. Lineage: Eukaryota; Viridiplantae; Streptophyta; Magnoliopsida; Poales; Poaceae. The record is from the annotation of a GenBank genome assembly.